AUGGCUGCGCAUGUGGAUGCAAUGCCAGAGCAGCGGCAGAAAUUGUAUUUGCUUCACUCUACUCCGGAAGAAAGGUCUACUGAGAGACUAAACGAAAGAACUAUCUAUAGAAUGCAACAUAACAUGGGGCGUUCGAUUGAGGAAAUUAACGAGAAGAGCGGAGCUACAGGCGCAUAUCAAGGAGAUAUUCUCUUAACAAAGGAUGAAUUGGGAAAGGUGGAAAUUCGUUCCAAAAGGCAGGCAAUGAGAGACCUUAGCAGAAGAUGGUCAAAUAAUACCGUUCCCUACAUCUUCUACCAUCCAGAUGAAAAGGCUAAGAAUGCCUUCACGAAAGCGGCACAAUUGUGGAUGACUAAGACGUGCAUUGACUUUGAAGAGCAUCCGGAUCCGAUGAAGACACAUAUUAAGCCACCUCGGGACUUCUUAGCUGUGGCCCCCGGAGAUGGAUGUUUUUCACAUGUCGGUAAGAACGGCCCAGGUCCGCAGGUUCUCGUACUUGGCAAGGGCUGUGAAUCGGUAUGGAUUGAAAACACUUCGUUCGCGUUAUAA
Ostertagia ostertagi is the source of this 549-nucleotide messenger RNA. NCBI's taxonomy places the organism in Eukaryota, Metazoa, Nematoda, Chromadorea, Rhabditida, Trichostrongylidae. The record is from the annotation of a GenBank genome assembly.